Knipowitschia caucasica is the source of this 1722-nucleotide messenger RNA. The record is from the annotation of a GenBank genome assembly. Lineage: Eukaryota; Metazoa; Chordata; Actinopteri; Gobiiformes; Gobiidae.
AUGAUACAGCAGUGCUGUGGCUACAGUCAGGGCAGCUGUGGCUACAGUCAGGGCAGCUGUGGCUACAGUCAGGGCAGCUGUGGCUACAGUCAGGGCAGCUGUGGCUACAGUCAGGGCAGCUGUGGCUACAGUCAGGGCAGCUGUGGCUACAUUCAGGGCAGCUGUGGCUACAGUCAGGGCAGCUGUGGCUACAGCUUCUGUGGGUCAGACUUCUGUGGGUCAGACUUCUGUGGGUCAGGCUUCUACGGGUCAGGCUUCUGUGGGUCAGACUUCUGUGGGUCAGGCUUCUGUGGGUCAGGCUUCUGCGGGUCAGACUUCUGUGGGUCAGGCUUCUGCGGGUCAGACUUCUGUGGGUCAGGCUUCUGUGGGUCAGACUUCUGCGGGUCAGACUUCUGUGGGUCAGGCUUCUGUGGGUCAGACUUCUGCGGGUCAGACUUCUGCGGGUCAGACUUCUGUGGGUCAGGCUUCUGUGGGUCAGACUUCUGCGGGUCAGACUUCUGUGGGUCAGGCUUCUGCGGGUCAGACUUCUGCGGGUCAGACUUCUGUGGGUCAGACUUCUGUGGGUCAGGCUUCUGUGGGUCAGACUUCUGCGGGUCAGACUUCUGUGGGUCAGGCUUCUGUGGGUCAGGCUUCUGCGGGUCAGACUUCUGCGGGUCAGACUUCUGUGGGUCAGGCUUCUGUGGGUCAGGCUUCUGCGGGUCAGACUUCUGCGGGUCAGGCUUCUGUGGGUCAGGCUUCUGUGGGUCAGGCUUCUACGGGUCAGACUUCUGUGGGUCAGACUUCUGCGGGUCAGGCUUCUGCGGGUCAGACUUCUGUGGGUCAGGCUUCUACGGGUCAGGCUUCUGUGGGUCAGGCUUCUGUGGGUCAGGCUUCUGUGGGUCAGGCUUCUACGGGUCAGACUUCUGCGGGUCAGACUUCUGUGGGUCAGGCUUCUGUGGGUCAGGCUUCUGUGGGUCAGGCUUCUGUGGGUCAGGCUUCUACGGGUCAGACUUCUGUGGGUCAGGCUUCUGUGGGUCAGGCUUCUGUGGGUCAGGCUUCUGUGGGUCAGGCUUCUGCGGGUCAGGCUUCUGUGGGUCAGACUUCUGUGGGUCAGACUUCUGUGGGUCAGACUUCUGUGGGUCAGGCUUCUGUGGGUCAGACUUCUGCGGGUCAGACUUCUGUGGGUCAGGCUUCUGUGGGUCAGGCUUCUGCGGGUCAGACUUCUGUGGGUCAGACUUCUGCGGGUCAGACUUCUGCGGGUCAGGCUUCUGCGGGUCAGACUUCUGUGGGUCAGGCUUCUACGGGUCAGGCUUCUGUGGGUCAGGCUUCUGUGGGUCAGGCUUCUGUGGGUCAGGCUUCUACGGGUCAGACUUCUGCGGGUCAGACUUCUGUGGGUCAGGCUUCUGUGGGUCAGGCUUCUGUGGGUCAGGCUUCUGUGGGUCAGGCUUCUACGGGUCAGACUUCUGCGGGUCAGACUUCUGUGGGUCAGACUUCUGUGGGUCAGACUUCUGUGGGUCAGGCUUCUGUGGGUCAGACUUCUGCGGGUCAGGCUUCUACGGGUCAGACUUCUGCGGGUCAGACUUCUGCGGGUCAGGCUUCUGUGGGUCAGGCUUCUACGGGUCAGGCUUCUGUGGGUCAGGCUUCUACGGGUCAGGCUUUGUGGCGGCGCUUUCAAGUUUUUGGCUCUUGUUUUAUGCGUACAGAGAAUAUUUAAAGGCGUGGAGCCCCGGGGUGCCGCGGUAA